AUGACAAGGCAUAUAAGAAUAAAACACCCUAAGAAAUUGAAGUCGCCGAUCGAAAAAAGCCUACGUGGCAUCGGAAAAGUUUACGGGUCAGAGUCCAGGCGAUCGGUGUCGCUUAUACCGAUGGACGUCAUCCGUGACCAGUUGGGUCCAUAUUGGGAUGAUGUACCCUACCGAAAAAUCGCCUUCAAACUUUGUGUGAUGGGGCGCAUCAAAGCGUAUGGAGGUUCUUGGGGUCUACCCGACGCCCCGACGAUCGAGGACCCGUUCGCCCCUUUCAGGUCGAAAAACUACGAGGAUGAAAGAAUAUCAACGGCUAAGUGUUACGUUUCACCAGUGGUACAACCACAUCCUGUAUCAUCUUCACCCGAAAUCACGGUCCGCGAUGAUAACGUCGCGAUAACGGAGUCGCAAUCGCCGUACAAGCAAGUCAGAAAGCAGUUGGCUGAUAAAGGGUACCAAGAUAGACUCCUCGAUAAUCAUCCAAUUAUUGUGCUCCACUCACGGUACCUUGAAAUGGGCCACGAAAAAGACUCUCAAGCGUGCAAAAACUAUAUUGCAAACGUUUCGAGAGUAUUAAAGUUCGUUUCCACGGGGCAAAGGGUUAUGAAGCUGUACGAGGACGUUAAUCGUAUUUAUGGCUCACAACUCUCCGCAGGUGUAUUAAAAUCAAAAUUGUCGGCAUGCGUCUUCCGACGGAUGAUCGAGACCAAGUCCCGAGGUCACCACCCGGAAGUCGGUAAAGCCGUAGCAGCGUGCCUCCAGCAUGGAGAGAGCACGGCUUUAAAGUUUUACCGCCUUCCGGAUGCGAGCGAAGCCAUCCGCCGCCAGGAAAGGAUAAAUAUGGUGGACAAAACGGCGGCUUUCGAGCAAGAAGUGAUGGAAAACUUCGUCGAAAUAUUUGGAAAUGAACCUUACGUGAACAUGACGAAGUCUCUAAUACAAGAGAAGCUGCGGGGUUCAGAUGAGAUUACAACAAAUAGUGGAGCGGAGAUCACAGCGUCAUUUGUAAGAGCCUUAAAAACAAGGUAUGAUAAUUCAGUCGAAGAGGGACGAAUCGACAUAUUGUAUGAAUUGGCCAUACAAGAUUACGACCGCACCAAUAUUUCAAAACAGGCCAUAAUUCAAAUAACGAAAGAAAAUCGAAUCCAUUAUUUCAUCCACGGUGACAAAGACCGAAUAGUAAAGGCAGUCAUGAACAGAGUAAAAAAGGUUUAG
Messenger RNA from Macrosiphum euphorbiae (potato aphid), 1215 nucleotides. NCBI's taxonomy places the organism in Eukaryota, Metazoa, Arthropoda, Insecta, Hemiptera, Aphididae. The record is from the annotation of a GenBank genome assembly.